AUGGCUAUCCUCAUUGCUCCUGACAACCAUGUUCCUAAAGAAGAUGCUGAAGCUCUCUACAAGGCUUGUAAAGUGUUGGCAAAUGUGGCCAUCAGGAAGUCUGGCGAUUUCCAUGUAAUUGUUGAAAUUGCCUGUGUCCUAUCUCCAGAGGAGCUCUUGGCUGUGAAGAGGGCUUGCAAGGCUCGCUACAAGCAUUCCUUGGAAGAAGAUCUUGCAGCCCAUACCACUGGUGAUAUCCGGAAGCUCCUGGUUGGAUUGGUGACAGCAUUUAGGUAUGAAGGUGAUGAGAUUAAUGCAAGAUUGGCUAAUUCAGAAGCUGAUACUCUUCAUGAUGCAAUCAAAGACUACAAGGGAUUUAAUCAUGAAGAAGUCAUUAGGAUCCUGACCACCAGGAGCAAAACACAGCUCACGGCAACUUUCAACCGCUACAGAGAUGACCAUGGCAGUUCCAUCACGAAGGCCUUACUAGAUGAGCCUGCUGAAGAGUUCAAAACAGUUCUCCGGACUGCCAAUUCGAUGCAUCAACAACCACAAAAAAUUUUGCGCAAUGCCAUCAGAAAGUUUGGAACUGAUGAGGAUGCACUGACUCGUGUGAUUGUCACGAGGGCAGAGAAGGACUUGAAUGAUAUCAAGGAACUAUAAUACAAGAGAAACAGUGUGCCCCUUGAUCAGGCAGUUGCCAAGGACACUUCUGGGGAUUACAAGGCUUUCCUCCUAUCUCUGCUAGGAAAGGAGGAUUAAAUUUCGUUCUUCUGUUAGCAUUUCAGAGUUUUCAGUCACAAUUCAAUAAUGAUUUGUGUAGAACUUUCUUUCUGUGAGACUUUGGUUUCUAUGGUCAUGGUUUUGAGUUCCUAACUGGUUUGACAUUA
This is a messenger RNA of Populus trichocarpa (black cottonwood), 869 nucleotides long. Its product is annotated as annexin-like protein RJ4. The coding region runs from base 1 to 642 and encodes 213 amino acids. Lineage: Eukaryota; Viridiplantae; Streptophyta; Magnoliopsida; Malpighiales; Salicaceae. Gene Ontology annotation, cellular component: cytoplasm. The record is from RefSeq and is a predicted model, not a curated record. Gene Ontology annotation, molecular function: calcium-dependent phospholipid binding; calcium ion binding. The transcript is spliced from 6 exons.